UUCUUCUUCUCUCUCCAAUAAAAGUAGAAAUCAAUAAUCAACAUGUUGUCAAAAUUGUUCACCAUCGCUGCUAUUGCAUUGACUGCCGUCCACGCCCAGACUGCCUCAACAUUUGCUUUUACCGAGACAUAUCCUACCUCUGGAUCCAAGCCUACCCCCAAGGCCGAGUGGGUUACUGAGAUGAAUGCUGGAAGCAUUGCCGCCGCACCAGUUCUCAAGGAGAGCGGUAGCAAUGGUCCCAAACAGACUGGAAGCGGUGAUACCUACUGCGAUUGGACAUUCACUGGCUGCACUCGCGCAACCGAUAUUGUUGCAUGCCCCAAGGGACAAUGGGGUAUCACUUACGACGAUGGACCAACCCAGUUCAGCAGCAAGCUCUACGAUUUCCUCGACACAACCAAGCAAAAGGCAACUCUUUUCAUGAUCGGUGGACAGGUCGUCCAGUACCCCGAACUUGUCAAGCGUGCCUUCGACAGUGGCCACGAAUUGGCUAUCCACACCUGGUCUCACUCUUACCUCACCACCCUCAGCAAUGAGCAGAUCGCUGCUGAGCUCAAGUGGACCGAAUUGGCUAUCAAGGAAGUUACUGGUGUAUCCCCACGCUUCUUCAGACCUCCUUAUGGUGAUAUCGAUGAUCGCGUUCGUGAUAUUGCAAAGAACUUGGGUUUCACUCCCGUCAUCUGGAACCACGAUACCGAUGACUGGAUGCUUGCCGAGAGCACCUCAUUCAAGGAAAGCUGGGUCGACGGUAACGCCACCCAGUGGGCCAACAAUGCUGCCACCUCUACUGUCGGUGGUGUGUCUCUCGAGCACGAUCUCUACGAAAAGACUGUUGACGCUGCCAUUCGUAUCUUGCCUAUUCUCCAAAAGGCCUACAGUGUCACCACCGUCGGUGCUUGUUCUGGUCAAGCCUCGUACAAGGAAGGUAGCGUUCCCGUCAAGAACGCCACUUCUUCUGCCGUGCCCUCUGCUGCUUCUUCUGCCGGUAUUUCUUCAGGCAUUGCUGGUCCUUCCUCGGCUGGUCCCAACUCUUCCUCGGCUGCCUCUUCCAGCGGUGUCAUUGCUGCCGGAAGUGCCAGCCAGGCUGCACUGGAUUCUGGUGCUGCUGGUGUUGCCAAGCCUGUAUUUGCUACCCUUGCAUUGGUUGCCGUCGCUGCAAGCUACCUUGCCUAAUUCCUGUUAUAUUAUAUUUUCUUUAAUUUUCUAUACUUUUUGUUUUAUUUUCUUAAACAAAAACAAACUUUCCCCCUUCCACGCACUAUAUACACUCUCACAUACACACUCUCACAUUAGCACACAUACUUUUAUUACAAAGUUAAUAUCUAUCUACCUAUCUUCCUCUAUAUAUAUAUAAUCUCUCAUUUUCCUCUUUUUUUAAAGAAAAAAUUGUUUAAAUAAAUGUUCUAUUUUUUUGUAUAAAU
Molecule: messenger RNA, 1421 nt
Organism: Phycomyces blakesleeanus NRRL 1555(-)
Lineage: Eukaryota; Fungi; Mucoromycota; Mucoromycetes; Mucorales; Phycomycetaceae
Product: chitin deacetylase
Exons: 5
Coding region: 43-1173 (376 amino acids)
Biological process (GO): carbohydrate metabolic process
Cellular component (GO): membrane
Molecular function (GO): chitin deacetylase activity
Source: RefSeq, a predicted model, not a curated record